CGAAAAGAACCACUCACUCAACUAAAUCCCCCCCUCUCACUCACUAUCUUUUUCGCACUUACACACUUACACAUCUUCUUCUUGAAUUCAUGUAUUCACGACAUUACAAAUAGGAUAUUCUUCCAACGAAAUCUACCAUACAUCUCCUUACUCUACUCGAACACAAUACAAUCAGGCGUAAACAUUCCAAAGCGCAAACUCGGUUGAAUCGUCUUUGUCCUUUCGAGAUCAUCUUCUAAAAAGCCCUGUCUCUUCGUACCCUUCGCCUCCACUCUGGACUUGAAAAACCCUUUCACUUAGGAACACGGUUUUAAUUGCAGAACAUCAACUUGAAUACACGAAAGUCGCAGAUAUCAUAUCCUAAUAAGAUAUCCUUUUCAAGUGGCCUUGCAAUCGUCGAUCCACCCGUCCUUCUCGUUUUGCGAUUCCUAUUGAUCGACUUCUCCCAUCAUUGGCUUACGUGGAAGGUGGCCAGGACAACUCUCAUGUUUAUAUCAAUAGCUGAUGAAAGAUAUCAUCGGAAUUGAGUGUCAUUCUCGCUCUGCAAUAACGAAUUGCUUCGAGUCGUGGCCGUCUUCGUCAUGCGACUCAGGUCUUGGUAUCAGUGAACUCACCUCUGUCGUCUCAUUCAAACAGCCACCCGAAGGCUCCUUCUAGAUUAUGACAGAAAGGUCUCUAUCAAUCUCGACGCAAAGUGCGACCUCAAUUAAACCUAUCUUCACCACCACUACUUCUACAGCGAUACCUAUCAACGAUGUGCAAUUCGUUACCGAGCCGGUGGACGACGAGCCAUACACCAUCAGAUGCAUUUGCAACAUUUGUGAGGACGAUGGAAACACAAUAUACUGUGAUAAAUGUGAGACGUGGCAGCACAUUGAAUGCUAUUAUGCUGGUAGUGUAGAAGAUGCCUCUAGGGAAGACUUCGAUCAUCUUUGCGUCGACUGCUUCCCACGAGAUCUCGGUCGGCAUGCGAUUGAAAAGCAACAGUAUCGUCACAACAAAGUCAAUUAUGAUAACAAUGACAAAAAAAACAAAAGACCGGCAACAAAAAGUCAUAAAAAGAAAACGAAGCCUUCUGAAAUUCAAACGAAUGGAUUCAAUGACCAAGAGACACACAAGAAUGUCGGCUCUCUUGAUAAUCACACACACAAAAGGGCAAAAGGUCAUCGGUCGCAUCACUCCGUCAGCUCCCAAGCUACCAAACGCAGCCCUCCUUAUGCAGCGAGGAGUAACAACCACCCUCCAAGUCCCAUUCAUAUAUCGUCGAAUCUGCCAAACGAUUUUCAUAUUCAUGGCUACUCCAAGGUUUUUCAAACGCUCUACGACGAUCAGUUGCAAGAAACCAAUGACAAUACGUUGGCUAAUUUAUCUGUCACGAACAAAUUAGCGAUGUGGAAAAUGGAUGCCAAACAGUUUGAAGAAGAUGUUGGCAAGAAAUUCGAUGAUGUUGUCCAAAAAACCAAGGUGCGACUUGAUCCACAACAAUUUCCCAAGUUGCACGUUGAUGUUAAGACUGCUCUCAUCAAUAAUAAUGCCAAGGCCCAAUGGAAAUCUCUGUACACGACAACGAAAACUCCUGGCAAUCAACCAAUUGGAGAGAUAAACGGCCAGAUCGGUCUACAGUCCGACUACCACAAGAAUCCGGACAAUGGAUGGGAAGAAUGCCCCCAUCCGCGCCCUCUCACCUUCUUCAUUCCCGGAUUGCCACUGUAUAUUGACACAAGAGGUGGGGGAUCACAGUGUCGGUAUAUUCGACGAAGUUGUAGGGCGAAUGCAAAUUUGGAGACAUAUAUCGUUGCAAAUACAAGCGAGUACCACUUCUAUCUAACCCUCGACAGCGCCCUCUCCCCGGACGAGCAGAUUACUCUACCUUGGGAUUUCAAAUUCGUAGACAAGCCAAGAUUGGAUCGUGCCCUUCAUCUUGAUGGCGACGACGAUGACAGACUACCUGAUAUCUCUGAAACCGAAUACCAAAGCAUGGCACAUUCAAUCAAUUUGGUAUUAUCGGAUCACGGAGGUUGUGCUUGCAAUGCCGGUAAAGAUUGCGCGUUCGUGAGGUUCCACCGCGAUUACUACGGCAGGGUGCAUGGUCAACCUCAACCGCAAUCCAACGGUGUAAACGGUGUGAAAUCAAAGAAAGGUCGCAAGCCCAAGCAGCACGUCUCUCCCACAAGUACGGGUCACGCCACCAAUAGUCGAGCAGCCAGUGAAGGUCAUCCAGAGGCAAACGACGACGAUGACACCCGCUCUACCUCCGGCUCCGGACGAAGCAAACCUCACAGUCGUGACCUGACACCAAUACAUGGCUUGGGUGAAUUCGAUACCCCGUCAGCGGAGCCGUCAGAUCGCGAGAAGAGAAAGCUGGUAGCCGUGGAAAACACAUUUAGAAAAAUGGAACAGGCGCCCCCAAGAAAAAAGAAGAGAGCAUCGGAUGGUUCAAGCAUGAAUUCACCAGUCACUACUACGUCGCAGACCAACUCCAAACCUCGACAGAAGUCAGUGGUAUCACGAACAUCCGUUUCACAAUCAGCUCUCACGAAUUUUAACGGAUCCCGAUCUCGCCAAUACGUCGAUGCCAGCACAUCGCGGCGACCGUCGGCAUCACCUCCUAGCGCGGCGUCGCCACAAGCCAUGGCCUCUCCGAAACCAAUACCAUCUCGCGAUGAUUCAGCGACCCCUCGAUCACGUCAUAAUUCGAUAGUGCAAAAGAUCGUUUUCGUCUAUACAGAUUCAUCAGCACAAACGGAUCGUGACGAAGGUGCAUGGUACGAACGAAAAACAAAGCCGACACCGAAGAAACCUGUCUUAUCUCUUGCGAGGCGCAUGCUUCUGAAACGCCAUAAAAUUAACGAACAGGCCCAAGCUUUAGCGGCGGAGCAAAACAAAAGCAUGGCUGCAGGAUUGAUUAAUGGAGAUCUUCAGAAUAUCUCUUCACCUGCGUCGGCAAUGGAUGUUGACGGACCCGUUCAUGAAGAUCGGUCAAUCACUCAAUCACCUACUGACACCAGGGCUCGAAAUGGCAGUAUUGUUUCAUCGACUCCAUCGGUGGAUGUAAUCUCAAAUCCAGGCGAUUAUCAUACAGAUAGAUCAACACUUAUCACUGGACAGACAAUGAAACCUCCACCUUGGCCUGGACAGUCCACUAAUGGCUAUUCACAUAAAUCACCUGAACUGCGGGUACAAAUGCCUCCAACACCAACUUUCAUAACACCUAAUCUUUCUGGGACUCCAGGCGCUCUCACGCCCGCUUCAGCAGCAACCUCAUCAGCGAUAUCGCCCUAUGGCACAACUCAUUUCUCACCAUAUCCCACUACAUUUGCAAAUGGCGUCCAUCCAAGUCCUGCCAAGAAAAAAAUGUCGCUUAACGAUUACAAGGCUCGGAAGAAACAGAACGUUGAUGGUUCGGGUGGGCGUAAAUUUUCCACUGGAAGCAGUCCAACAAUGCCACCAGCAGUUCUCAAGUCAACACUUUCGACCAUCGAGGAAGCUAAAGCACGAGAGAUUCUUGAUAGAACAUCUGAGAUCACUGAAGGGAGGGAGACAGUGGAUCCUUCUUCCGUUGACUUGCUCAAAGUUUCAUUUCCCAAAAAUAAUAUGCCCUCUCAACACUCGAAUGGUGCAUUGUAACAUACAGUUUAGACCUCGCUUCAUGCGUGUUUUAUUGCCUCGUCUGUCUUUCUACUUCGGCGUGGGGUUUCCAGCUGUUGAGCGUUGGGACGGGUGGCCGGUAUCAUUUGGGUUCAAAAUGGGUUUGGGAUACGAUCUUUACUCCAAGGUCGAGGGCGUGGCGUAAACAUAGGGGCGGAGUCCAGAAGUUUCAAUCACUUCGUUUUUUUUCUUUUUUUCUCGGUUCUUCUAAUGCUGAUCAUCACGGAUCAUUCAUCAAUGUCAUUCGAUUGGCAUACGU
Sclerotinia trifoliorum is the source of this 3907-nucleotide messenger RNA. NCBI's taxonomy places the organism in Eukaryota, Fungi, Ascomycota, Leotiomycetes, Helotiales, Sclerotiniaceae. The record is from the annotation of a GenBank genome assembly.